GAGGCCCCUCCUCCUUGCCUCCCCAGGGCCUCAACUCCCUGAGGUCACCCUGCGAGGGCCACUCCAAGUCCUGACUCUGCUUGGCCAAGCUCCUUCCCUCUUCCUGGGUUUGGCUUGCACUUUCUCGCUAAGCGUUUCUUCUCUGAGGCAGAAAAAGCCCAUGGUCACCAAUCCAAUGUUGACUGCUGACCCCAUCUCUCCAGUGUUUCCUUCCCAGGCAACCUGGUCCUCUCUUUCUUGCAGGAACUAUGGAAGGAUAACAUGUACCAGAUGAAAUAUGAAGCAGCAGCUCUGAAGCCUGAGCAAAGGACCGUGGCAACCCCUAUCCAAUUUGGCUUAACUCAGCCUCACUGAUCCAGAUCCAACACUCCUGGCUUCCUGGGCUUGCUACAGCUCUCUGAUCUUUAGAAUCUUCCUCAAUUCCUGCUAGAAUGCUGUGUAAGGCACUUUGCAGAUUUGGUCAAAAGCUGGUACGCAGACGUCCGCUGGAGCAAAAGGUGGUUGAGUUUGAAUUUGGCAGAAGACUGAGCACUCAGGAUUUAGUGGCCCUGGGUGUGGGCCGCACAGUGGGUGUAGGCAUAUAUUUCCUGGCUAAUGAGGUGGCCGGUAAUCAAGCCGGACCAUCCAUUGUGAUCUGCUUUUUGGUGGCAGGUCUAACUUCAUUGUUGGCUGGGCUGUGCUAUGCAGAGUUUAGUGCCCGGGUUCCCCAUUCUGGCUCGGCAUAUCUCUACACCUAUGUCACUAUAGGUGAAAUCUGGGCCUUCAUCACAGGCUGGAACCUCAUCCUCUCCUUUGUUGUUGAUGCAUUCAUUGUGGUUCAGGCCUGGAUAUUAACUUUUGACAAUCUGAUUGGGAACCGGAUCUCUGAGACCCAACAUGAGAGCAUUUCACAACAUGUUCCCCAAGUCUUUGCAGACAAUCUAGGCUACUUUGCUGUGGUCCUUCUGUUGUUGCUCACAGAAAUUCAAAAUCUGAGAUAUCAUGAGUACUACAUAGUUUUCAAAAUGUUUACACUGGUGAAACUUUUGGUACUUGGUUUUGUCAUCAUCUCUGGCUUCAUUAAGGGGGACCUGCACAACUGGAAGCUCACAGAAGAGGACUAUAUAAAGGCCAGACUCAAUAAUACCUCUAGCUUGGGCCCUCUGGGCUCUGGAGGAUUCAUGCCUUUUGGCUUCCAGGGAAUUCUCCGUGGAUCAGCUACCUGCUUCUAUGCAUUUAUAGGUUUCAGCGUUAUUGUUACCAGAGUCAAAGAAUCACAUAAUCCAAUGUGUUCUAUCCCCAAGGGCAUUGUGGUUUCACUGCUCAUCUGCUUUUUGUCGUAUUUUGGUGUCUCUGCAGCACUUACACUCAUGGUUCCUUACUACCAGCUUCAACCUGGGAGCACCUUGCCUGAGGCAUUUCUCCAUAUUGGCUGGGUCCCUGCCUACUAUGUUGUAGCUUUUGCAAUUUAUUGUAGUAUUUUCGUUGGCAUCUAUUGGGGAUUUAUGUUCCCCAUACGUAGGAUGAUAUACAUGAUGGCAAAGGAUCGCCUCCUGUUCCCUUUUCUUGCCAGGAUCCGUACUGGCACAUAUGCCCGUAUCAUGUCCACUGUGUUCUUUGGCAUUGUCGCAGCAAUCAUGGUAUUCUUCUUUGGACUCACUGAUCUACUGGACCUCAGGUCAGUUGGGACCCUCAUAUCUUAUUCCCUGGUGGCUCUUUGUGUUCUUAUCCUCAGGUAUCAGCCUGAGAGGAGGAAUAGGGGAAAUAAAGCACAAGUGCAGGAGGAGAAUGGGGGAAAUGAAGCACAGGUGCAGGAAGAGAAUGGGGGAAAUGUAGCGCAGAUACAGGAGGAGACUGCACCUGCAGCGGAGAAGCUGAGUUUACAGGGACUAUUUUUCCCAGGCAGCCCCACCCCCACUCCACUCUCUGGCCAGAUUGUCUGUGUUUGCUCUUCACUGCUUGCCCUGUUGCUGACUCUCCUCUGUCUGGUGCUGGCCCACUGGCCAGGUCUGCUCUCUGGAGACCCAGUGCCCAUCACAGUGGUUGUGCUGCUCCUUGUGCUCAUCACUGGGACUACUGGGGUCAUCUGGAGACAGCCACAGACCUCCACUUCCCUGCCCUUUAAGGUCCCGGGUGUGCCUCUCCUUCCACUCCUGAGCAUCUUUGUGAAUGUUUUCCUUAUGAUGCAGAUGACAGCUGACACCUGGGCCACAUUUGGUGUCUGGAUGUUGAUUGGGUUUGCUCUCUACUUCAGCUAUGGCAUCCGGCAAAGCCUGGUCUCUUAACCCCACUUAAGGGGUCAUGCUCUAUAGAGCUUGAACUCAGCAGUGUCAGUACAUGUUUGGUUUGACAUUAUCAUGCCUGAAUGCCAUCUGGUUCCCCUACACAAUAAUGGAGAGUACUGUUUGCAUGUGGAGAACUAGGCCUCCCAUGGGAUUUGGGUGUCAAUGUUCAUCUUAUUUAUGGUAAAGUGAAGGAUGUGCCUUUGCUCUUUCUCCUUUUUUUUAAAAUUGUCUACUUUCAACUCUGUCUAUGACAGCCUACUGCCUCUUUAAAAAGGAGCAUAAGGAAUAACAUGGAGGACAUUAGGAAAAGGAAAGGAAAAGUGAAUUGGGGGAAAUCGUAGAGGGAGAUGAACCAUGAGAGACUGUGGACUCUGAGA
Molecule: messenger RNA, 2641 nt
Organism: Lutra lutra (Eurasian river otter)
Lineage: Eukaryota; Metazoa; Chordata; Mammalia; Carnivora; Mustelidae
Product: cationic amino acid transporter 3-like
Exons: 3
Coding region: 432-2264 (610 amino acids)
Biological process (GO): amino acid transport; transmembrane transport
Cellular component (GO): plasma membrane
Molecular function (GO): amino acid transmembrane transporter activity
Source: RefSeq, a predicted model, not a curated record